CCCUGGCGGUGGCGGAUGUCAGUUACUUACUAAAUUUAAUCAUUUAAUGUCAACUGUCAAACGAGUAAACGAAACGACCGAUAUAAGAGCUGUUAUUGUUUACCAAACCUAUUAUUUGUGUUUCAUCCGUAGCCUAGCCUGACCGAAAAUUAACUAACAGUUAUGGCUCUCUUCAGGACUUUAUCUCUUAUAACAGUUGUGUCUGCGGUUUACUUUUUUCACGAAGGAUUUGGUAUUAAAUGCUGGGUUUGUCGAUCAGACUCCGAUCCUAAGUGUGGGGAUCCAUUUGAUAACUCUUCAGUACCCAUCAUAGAUUGUAAACAAGAGAAAGAUCUUGAGCAUAUUCCAGGAGUUCGCCCUACUAUGUGCAGGAAAAUUCGACAAAAAGUGAAUGGAGAGUGGCGAUACUUCAGAAGUUGCGCUUAUCUUGGAGAGCCUGGGAUACAGGGGGACGAGCGCUUCUGUUUGAUGCGCACAGGCACCUACAACAUCUGGAUGGAGUACUGCACCUGUAAUACUAAAGACGGCUGCAACACAGGUUCAUUGACAGCUCUCUCUUCUCUCGCAGCAUUUGUUUUUGUACUCGUUACAUUAUUUAGGUAGGCCUAAGCAAUAGAAAGUUACAAUCUAAUACAAGUCUGAUUGUUGGCUUACGAGGUUGAACAAGUUAGGUUUCUUAAGUCUCAAAAGUAAUAAGUAGUGAUGGGCUGAUUCCAGAAUUGGUUGAUUCCAAACCCGAUUCUAGAACAUUGGUUUUGAUUCUCAAUUUCGCACCUAAUACUGAUACCUUUAUAAAUACAUUUAAAAAAACAUAAGUACUUCUCUAUAUCCCUACAAAUAAAGGAGCAUGUUAUUGAUAUUUAAUCUUUAAGAGUCCUUGUAGGCUAGGGGCCAUCUUGGAUAAUUUCCAACAGCUGGUGAAGAGUUAUCGCUUAAAAAUAUUUUUCAAACACCAAAUUAAUUAUUAUUUAAAUAUCUAGUACACUGUAAGAUUAGAAAAGUUUUGAAUUGUUCUCCAAGGGAGUCCAUGGAAGCUAACGGCCAUCUUGGAUUUGCCCGCCAUAAGAGCAAUGUUAAUUUUUAGUUAAUUUCAAAUAGUCGCUGUAGAGUUAUUUACCAUCUCAAAAUAUAUUUUCUUUCAAACACCAGUGUCAUUUUGAAGUAAAUAUCUCUGAGUACACUGUAAGAUUAUACACUUUCUUUAUAGUUUUAUAAUUGUUUGACGACUUAGAACGUCUAAGCUCCAAGGACUCUAAAUUUGUACAAUAAGAUUUAACUGCAUUGUUAAAAUUACAUCUAGAUUAGGUUAGCCUAUAAGGAAAAUAAGAUAACUUCAUAAAGACACGCAUCAUAUUUUAUUGAAUUGAAACAACAAACACCGGUUUAGGUUAAUCAAUAUCACUUAAAUUACUUAAAGAAUCACAAAGGAGUUCGUCACAUCAGUCAAACGGAGAUCAUAACUCAUUUUUUAACAAUUCACUAUUCACGCGUACAGCAAUCAACAACAUCCCCAUUCCCAAACUCACGAUAACUGCUUCAGUUCAAUCAGAGAGAAACAACAUAUAACGAUAAGAAUACAUGACUAAACGAGCACCGUGUGAUUGACCACGCAACUUAGUGCCUACAAACUCGCCCGAUUUGGGCAGGUGACACUUAUACACAUCAGAAAACCCAACCAAUAUGGGGUUGGCGACACUUAGAGGGUUAAAGGAACAACCAUUGAUUGUAUUUACUCACAAAGUGUGUUUUUAGUCAAUGAUAUAGGUAAAUUUAUCUGCUCAUGAAAUGUACACAUCAAACCUAUCACAAGUUAGAAACACAAGUUAAACUAGUACCAUUGACCAUAUACUGUACACUUUGUGUGAAUUAUAUUAUAUAUUCAAUGCUUGUGGCAACAUUGCUCUCGAUCUGACAACAUGGUUACAAGUGAUAAGUCCCUAUCAUUUAACUUUGUUCUACUAGUUGUUAGUUGAUCACGCGAUUUGUUGUGAAAUGCAAAGGCAUACUAUUUUUUAUUAUAAAACGAAUGUGAGCUAAUGAACAUGGAAUUAUUUAUUAGCUGACUUCAGAGUAUUCCAAAUUAACUAUGAUGUACCACUCUUUACAACCGUCAAUGUUAGUUGAGUUUUGCAUCAUGAUUAACCUUCUUUUUUAGAAUCGGUAUCAAGUACAAUGAAGCAAAGUUCGAGUAUCAGGGAUUCUUUGAUACUGCUGGUGUAGGAGGUAUCGAGAACUGGAAUAACGCCCAUCCCUAGUAAUUAGGUUAUAUCUGAUUUGAUUUCAAUUGAUUUUUUUUUCAAUUUUGAUUCCAAUUUUUUUGUAUAUACGGAGGCUAGUUUAAAAUCAGGACACUUAAAAUGUGGUUGAUUGAUUGAUUCAUUGAUUGUCCCUUAGUUGCCAUUAGCUGUAUGGGCUAUUAAUUAACAGCUGUGUCUAAGGAAUGUCGGCCUUAGUCACUAACAAGACUACAAGAUUGCGCCACUCAUCCUACACUCAUCUCCAUUCAUACUUGGCUUAAAAUACCUACUAUGUAUGGUCGCCAUUUCAUAAAAAAGUAUUUAAAGUACUUAUUGGUUUUACAUUUGCUUUCAUGAAACAUUUUUCCAAAGUUUUGACCAAUUUUAGAAUAAAAAUGUACGUAGUUGAGUCACCGGCAGAGUGCUCUGGAUGUAAAUUACUUAUUUCCAUCAUAUACGCAAUACCAAUAAUUAAAUCAAGCCGAACUGCAAGGGUAACUGAUGGUAAACGAAUGCGUCUUGUGCUUGUGUAAAUUACAUCUACUAUCACAGUAACAACUAAGGGAAAACUAUAAAUAAAAUCUAACUUAGAACUUAGACUGCAGCCCAACUUGUGAGUGACUGAUGCAACUAGAUGUUCUUGAUAAUAAAAUAGCUACAGGUGGUCUACAUAGAUCUGAUGUCUCCAUCUACCUGUAUCCAAAAUUUAAUGAUAAUACCUACCUAACUCAUCAACAAUUAGUAAGUAUAUGUGGUUAAUUUGAAGUAUAUUUUAUUCAUGAAUCUCUCUUGAAAAAGCAGCUAUCCCUUGAUAUUUUUUCUAUUAUUAAUUAUUUUGCAAAGAACAAAGUGUGUUCAUGUUUAAUAUCAUAGGUGUUAGUAUUUAUUGAUAGAUAUUUAGUGGAUUUCAGAUCAACUUAGCUUUGGAUGUUUAGUCAGUCCAAUAUAGCAAAUCAUUGUAUUAAUAUGCUUAUGUCAAUAAUAAGCAGCAAUCAAUUAGCUGCUAUAUUAUUAAACAUUCCGCCCAAUCUGUAUUUAAUCUGUGAGAUACUUAAAGAUAUUAUAAAUGUUAUUUAACUUUAUUUUACUAAGCUUUUAUGAAUGCACAAGUACAAACAGUUUGCCUUAUCAGCCAAAAAUAAUGUCUGCGUUUUGUACAGUUACUUUUAUUCCAUAGUUAACUGAAGCCAUGUUAUAUGUUGUGCUUAUUGCUGUAAAAUGUAGUUUAUAGUCAAUUUAUUGUUAGUAUUAAUUAUAAAACCAUGUUUAUGGCAACAAGUUUUGAUCGUGUUAAGUAAUUAGACUUUAAACAAUAUAAUUUAUACUGAUUAACUGUUUUCCACUUUAACACGUUAAGUGCGGUCGCGGGAUGGCCGGCCGCGGAAACUGUAAAUGUGCUGUGUGGUUGAGUCCACAAAAACAUUUUAAUUUAUUAGUUUCAUCCAAAUGAGAGGUAUAUUAUAGCAUGUACUGUCAGUUGUUGUGGACCUAGUUUUACAAGAACGCAAUAGAUAGCAGUACUAAACAAAACUGCUAGCAGGCUCUCAGUAUUGCCAAAUGGAGGGAAAAAGCAGGGGCAAAAAACCCAGAUACACCAUAAACAAAUAUAGAAAAAAAGGCGUUAAGUACAAUUUUGAGGUUAGGUUCCUUCCACAAUGCUUCACUACAGUAACUCAAUUUCAAUUUCAGCUAUUCAAUUUUUUUUAGGAUUUGUUUAUUAUCCUAUUCCACUUCUCUAAAUCCAAGCCAAAACCACAUACUACAUUAAAUUUUGAGUGGUCUCCUUCACUGAUAAAAUAGUCGGAUCUGGAAACGAAUCAUACUGAUUGAAGUAUAAAGUUGGCACAAUAAUCGGCAAUCGGACACAACAUUCCCCAGGCAAGGCUGAGCUCAGACUGAAGCAAGGUUGUUGGCAUUUGAGGAGUAUGACACUUCCUGCCCUGUCUCAGUGGUGCCAGUACCGCGAACCGGUGAGAAUUCCUGCACUGCAUGCUUAACGUGUUAAACAUUAUUUCCUGUUAAUGUUAAAGGUUGAAUUUACCUUACGUAUGCUUCUACAUUUUUGCAUUUAAAGAAAAACUCACUCUCUGAAAUUCGCUUGUAAUUAGCAAUAUUAACAUCCAUCUAAGUCAUUAAUAACACUUCUAAAGUACUGAUAAAUCCAAACAAACUACUGUACAAUCCUAAACUGUUCAAAGAAGCAAUGAAUACUUUCUUAUAAACAAUGAAUAACGAGGGACAGAAGGUUGAACGUCAUUAAUGAGCCAAGCAGUUGUUUUGAAUUUGUUUUUGGUGAGCGAGAAUUGAAAAUAACUUAUAAUACCUGAGAUUUGUUUAAAUCAACCUUUAAACACGAUUGGUAAACUAGAGAAGCAUAUGCAAGCUAAGGAAUACAUAUUUAACAAUGCUGUAAAUGUUACCAGAAGUAUAAUGGUUGGUACCUAAGACUCUUAUCUCAUGGAAUGUCAUAAUUUUUUUCUAAAACAGUUCUACUAUUUAUACACAGAUUUGUGUUUAGAGCUACAAAUAUUUCUCACAGUGCCUUUAUUACCUAAAUUGUUCCGAACUAAGAAUUUCAAUUUAGAGUGAGAUUUUUCAACAGAAUGUACAUUUUUUCCCAUUUGUGAUAGAACUAGCUUUUAUUCUGGAGUUUUAAGAAAUCCAAUCCACAUUAUUGUAAAACACAUUGAUGACAAUCUAGCAAAUUUAUGUCUUUUUAUCUUUGUAAUUAAUUAUAUAGAUACAGAAUAUAAGCUUUAGAAAUACUUACAAAAUGAAGUAUCCUAGGCACUGUAUUUUUGCACAAGUUUUUCCACAAAAAUAUACUUAAUCAAUUGUUCAUUCUUAUUCAUUAGUGUUAUGUUAUCCAGCCGUAGUGUAAAUUUUAUUGUUAAAACUUCAUCAUCAGCAAGGUAAUAAGUGUAUCAGGUAGGCUAGUUACAAGGUUGUGUUAACUAUGCACAAUUUUGAAUACUGAAAUAGUCUAGCGUAUAGUAGAGACAGUGAAAUUAAUAUCUGGGGCCAAAUAUGCAAAUAAUCCGUCCACAUCACACACAAGUCAGUAUAUAUAUUGAUUGUUUUUAUUGACGAGAGUUAUAUAAAUAGUUAAUCAAAAUAUCGAUUUUACAUUAUGUUAGAUAGGCCUGCCUUGAAAUAGUGUUUAAAUUUACUUCAAUUUUAAGGAACUAGAUUUCACUGUGAAGUGACUUCAAUAAAGUUAAAGUUAAGUUUUGCCAAUUAAUAUUAUAACUAAAUUUAUAAGGAUCAUAGUGGUGCACUACUAUACACAGUAGUGGUGCAUUGAGAUACUCACUUAACUCAAAUGUAAUAGAAAACGUAACAUGAGUACUACCUGUCGUCAACAUUAUCCAUUUUAAUGGUGGAAAGCCAUGCUUAAAAUUGUUGAAAAAAUAAGACAGCAUUCUAUUAGUUAUUAUAGUUUUUACUUUAUAGUUUUACUUUAUAGUUAUCAUAUCAAAUGUCAUUGUAUAAACAAUAAAGUUUGUGUUAACUGUCCAUGUGAAUAAAUGUAUGUUCUUUUUUACUUAUUUUUAAAGAGUAGUGUCAUUGACUAUACACAGAAUAGUGUAUAGUCAAUGGUAGUGUUUAAUCUGUCAUGUUAUUAUAUUAGUAUGUGUAAUUUUUAGUUGUUUAUUAGCAACAUUUAUUGUAAGACUUUGCCUUUUUGCAAGUUAAUUCUGUGCCUUUUGAUAACAUUAUAUAACAUUUUUAGACUGCAUUUGAUAAGUUAUGUUGUAUAUUGAUAGUUGUGAUUAUAUUGUAAAAUAUGUGUACAGAAUGUCAAAUUUGUGUUUGUAAUUUUAAAAUAAAGUAAAACAUUUUUACUGCACAA
Messenger RNA from Macrosteles quadrilineatus (aster leafhopper), 6090 nucleotides. RefSeq lists its product as uncharacterized. Gene Ontology annotation, biological process: positive regulation of voltage-gated potassium channel activity; regulation of synaptic transmission, cholinergic; sleep. The transcript is spliced from 3 exons. Lineage: Eukaryota; Metazoa; Arthropoda; Insecta; Hemiptera; Cicadellidae. The record is from RefSeq and is a predicted model, not a curated record. Bases 163 to 603 code for a protein of 146 amino acids.